AUGGAAGAGGCUCAAAAAGCCGGGAGUUCCCAAAGGUUAUUUCUUGCGACCGGAUCACGGAAACCUCUUGCGAGUGAAACCAUCUGGGAUCAAAGAAGCGCGGCCAACUUCAGUGAAGAAGAACGCCUCAACCGCUGGGUCGAGUACUUUGAACAGUUCUCGUGGCGACCUGCUACCUGUCAUCUGGAUCCUCGAGCUUUAGUAGAAACCUGGACUACAAACCUGGAACCUUCUACAGCUUCGGAGUCAUUGGUUGACCUCCCCUGGUUGGUUUCUACCCUUCCAAAGGUUGUGCUAACAGAGCUUUUCGAGGAAGCCGGUCGACUAGAGUACGGAGCACGUAGCCAAGCCAGCGAAACCUAUGCAGUGUGGCGUACUUCAGCAUUACUGAUCCGAACCGUUGUUCGAACUCGAACUCUAGACUUCUAUCUAGGCUUGGGUCAUCUGGCAUUAUUCCAGCCGUCGUGCUACCUUCAGGUGGCAUGGCAGUUAAGCACCGAAAUGGCUUUACAACUGAAUGCAUCUGGCAUAUUCCAGCCGUCGUGCUACCUUCAGGUGGCAUGGCAGUUAAGCCCCGAAAUGGCUUUACAACUGAAUGAUUUCUCCUUCCCCGUCCAUAUGUCCUAUUUUCUCCGAAGAACGCCUUUAAAGAAACUAUGGUUGUGCGGCAGCGCAGCAUCAGUUUUGGGCGGUUAUGUUGGAUGGUCAUCAUAUGUGCUGGGUUGCAUUAUUUAUUUGUCUACGGCAGUAUGUAUGAAUCUGAUGGAAACAGCUUGUGGGGACGAUGAGUACGGAAGUGCUUCAGUGUGCAACUUUAAUAUGGGCUAUACUCUUGUUAAUCAUUUCAUGUCCAUAUUUCCUGUUCUCCCACUUCCUUUUCCUAACAACAACACCAAUGUCACCGAAGCAGAUGAGUUUCACUAUUUACUACCGGUGUAUUACCAUCGCUAUCUUGUUGUGGAGACAUCUUCGCUUUGUAAGCAACAUACGACGUUCUUCUGUCCGAGCCAUCAACAUGCGAGUGUGUUCCUCCACGGAAGCGCUGCGUGCUCUUCUGGACGACAAGAAGUAAAUGCCAUAUUAUUUUCGAGCCUUCGAGACAGGUUGUUGUUAGUUGUUAACUUCAGUGCUGACUGGGCUCCUCAAUGUACCCACGUUGCCGACGUGUUGAAGGUACUGGCAAGCGAGCAGGAAAAUUCAGUGGUUGAAUUCGUCGAAGUUAACGCGGAAUCGGUGGCAGACGUGUCGAAGGAACUGAAAGUUGAUUCGGUUCCUACAGUGAUUCUGUUCAAAAAUGGCACCGAGGUCCGUCGUAUCUGUGGGGCGAAUAUCGCGGAGAUCACGAAAGCGGUGUCGAAUCUUUCUCAUCCGGACACAAACGGUGAUGUAGAACUUGAUUCACUAGAUCUAAACACUCGACUGCGAAACCUCAUUCGACGUUCUCCCGUUAUGCUGUUCAUGAAAGGCACUCCUUCUCAACCACGUUGUGGAUUCAGCAAGCAAAUCUUGGAAAUUUUAAAUUCACUGAAUGUUUCGUUCGACACUUUUGAUAUAUUGACCAAUGAGGAAGUUCGGCAGGGAUUGAAAACGUUCUCCAACUGGCCAACUUACCCUCAACUGUAUGUUAAAGGUGAGCUUAUUGGAGGCCUGGACAUUGUGAAGGAGAUGGCCGCAUCCGGUGAACUGGAAGAGGCGCUAAAAGUUUAAUAUAUGCAUUUGAUCCAAUCAGAUUCACAGUGACCUUACUGUGAUUUUUGGAUAUAAACUGUCCGUAUCUGAUUAACUUUUUCAUGUUGCUUUCACUGGGAAGGUGUUUAACGAUCU
Messenger RNA from Opisthorchis viverrini, 1824 nucleotides. RefSeq lists its product as hypothetical. Bases 1 to 1707 code for a protein of 568 amino acids. NCBI's taxonomy places the organism in Eukaryota, Metazoa, Platyhelminthes, Trematoda, Opisthorchiida, Opisthorchiidae. The transcript is spliced from 7 exons. The record is from RefSeq and is a predicted model, not a curated record.